AUGGAAUACAUCCAGGGGGUUACACUCCAAGCUAUAUGGGCUAGCCCCAAUUUAUCAUCUACUGAAAAGCAUGCUAUUGUUAAACAAGUUGCUGCUUACAUCGAUCAACUCCGACUUCUUGAGCCGCCACAGAAAGGGAUUGUUGCUUCAGCAGGACUAGGACAAUGUCUUGACUACCGUGUGGGGUACAAUGCUUUUGGCCCCUUUUUCAACAAUGAAGAAUUUCAUUCUUUUCUCCGCGGACAAAUCCCAUUGGAGGAUUGUACACAAGUGUAUGGUGAAUCUGUCACGCAGUGCCAUUCUCGCCAAUACCGGACCUGUUUCACCCAUGGAGAUGUUUGCCCACGUAAUAUCAUUAUACGCAACGGUGAUAUUGUUGCAAUUGUUGAUUGGCAAUUCGCUGGGUGGUAUCCGGAAUACUGGGAAUAUACAAAAGCGCAUUUUGGACUUUUCAACAUGCCGGACUGGUAUGCCGAGUUUCAGAAUGCUGUGCCUAGAUACGAUGAUGAAUUGGCUGCGGAACGUGCUCUCUGGGAGCAAUUUGAUCAACCGGGAAUGUUGCAAUGA
Molecule: messenger RNA, 567 nt
Organism: Monascus purpureus
Lineage: Eukaryota; Fungi; Ascomycota; Eurotiomycetes; Eurotiales; Aspergillaceae
Source: the annotation of a GenBank genome assembly